Cyprinus carpio (common carp) is the source of this 4483-nucleotide messenger RNA. RefSeq names its product ATP-dependent RNA helicase A-like. The record is from RefSeq and is a predicted model, not a curated record. NCBI's taxonomy places the organism in Eukaryota, Metazoa, Chordata, Actinopteri, Cypriniformes, Cyprinidae. Gene Ontology annotation, molecular function: 3'-5' DNA helicase activity; ATP binding; double-stranded RNA binding. Gene Ontology annotation, cellular component: ribonucleoprotein complex; intracellular anatomical structure; nucleolus. Gene Ontology annotation, biological process: regulation of mRNA processing; positive regulation of transcription by RNA polymerase II.
UCUCAGAAGCUUCUGAGAGUUCUGCACCUGUCCCUGGAGUCACAGGUUUGGGCUAUUCUGGUUUUGGUAACGCCCAAUGGGAGCGAGGAGCCAACAUCCAGGAGUAUUAUUCCAAGAGAGAUGAACAGGAUGCAAAAGCGACCUUAGAAUCUGAGGAAGUUGAUCUAAAUGCUGGCUUGCAUGGGAACUGGACUCUGGACAAUGCAAAAGCUCGUUUGAACCAGUUCUUUCAGAAGGAGAAGAACCAAACCGACUACAAGUACAGCCAGGUGGGGCCUGACCACAACAGGUCAGAACAUUCACAUUUACUUCAUAAACUUCAUAUAAUAUAGUAGAUUAUAAUUUAAUUAUAAGCCUCAUCAAAAAGCAGGCUUUGCAUCUAAAUGUAAUGUAUCAAAGGGUUUGUUUUUCAUCUGGACUGAGAUGAUGACAGAGAACUCCUUGAUGUGUAUAUAACCUCAAAGAGAUCUCAGACAACUAAAAGACUAUCGGAUGUUACUAGAUCAACAAUAUCAUAUGGGUGAAUCUCACGAAAAUUGUCAAGAACAUGUCCAGGUCAUAUUUCACUCCAGAUUUAAAAGAAUGAAUUACAGUAAUGAAAACUGAAUAGUAUAACAACAAUGUACUUAGAGAGAGAGAGAGAUAGAUAGAUAGAUAGAUAGAUAGAUAGAUAGAUAGAUAGAUAGAUAGAUCUUUUUAAUGAAUAUUUAUUAACAUGAUUUGGGGGUGAAAUGUGACCUGGACAUGUUUUUUUUGUGAGAUUGAUCCAUGUAGUAUGUAAUCUUGAAGGAGGAAAACAGAGAUGCCAGAAAUCGCAACCUUAAAUGAGGGAAAACAUGUGACAUGACUUAGGCUACACUAAGAGGUCACAUGGUGAAGUAUGUGAUUGGUUGGGUUUAGAGGUAAAAUAAUAUCUGGCUGUGAUUUCUGGUGUCACUCGUCCAUCAGGGGUCAAGGCCUCCAGUACCUAGAAAGGAAUAACUCCAGUCUGUAUAGAAGUCUGGCAGAAAAACAAACCUGCUCGGGAUGGGUUGUCCUGUACGGACUCUGCGCUGAAAUGUCACUCUGUUGAUCACAUGUGCUGUCCGGUUAAGAGGAGUUUUAUUGCUGAGAUGACAAUCUUAGUAAGACAGCUGGGUAGGAAGGUUAUUGCUCGUGAGCAUGGCUCUACGAAGAAGCUGGCCGCCCAGUCUUGUGCGCUGUCUAUUGUCCGUCAGCUUUACCAUUUGGGGGUCAUAGAAGCCUACACAGGACAGACCAAGAAGAAAGAAGGAGAGAUUGUGGAUGUAUAUGAAGUGAAUCUCAGUGAUGAUGUACAGCAGCAAAUACGCAGUAUUGUGCAGGAACUUGGCAUCCAGAUCCCUUCUCCUCCUCAGGACUCCAACAGUCCGGUAUCUCUGGUGCAAGGAAAGAUGGCUCAGUUUGAGCCCUCACAGAGGCAGAGCAUAGCAGGAGUGGUGCCGUGGUCUCCACCACAGGUCAACUGGAACCCCUGGACCAGCUCCAACAUUGACGAAGGACCGCUGGCAUUUUGUACCCCAGAACAGAUCAGCACAGACCUGCAGCAUGAGCUCAACUAUCAGCUUGAACAGGACAAAAAUCUGCAGACGAUUCUCAUGGAGCGAAGUCAGCUACCAGUCAAGAACUUCAAGGAGCAAAUCAUGUCCACCAUUCACAAAAACCCAGUGGUCAUUAUUCGUGGAGCCACUGGCUGUGGAAAGACCACUCAGGUUCCUCAGUACAUCUUGGAUGAGUUCGUACAGGCAGGCAGGGCAUCUGAGUGCAAUAUCGUUGUUACGCAGCCAAGACGGAUCAGUGCUGUGUCAGUAUCUGAGCGUGUAUCAUUCGAGAGAGGAGAGGAGGUGGGGAAAAGCUGUGGCUACAGUGUGCGCUUUGAGUCUGUCCUGCCCAGACCUCACGCCAGCAUCCUCUUCUGCACAGUUGGGGUGUUGCUGAGGAAGCUGGAAUCUGGUAUCCGUGGCAUAAGUCAUGUGAUUGUGGAUGAAAUCCAUGAGAGGGACUUAAAUACUGAUUUCCUGUUGGUAGUGUUGAGAGAUGUGGUCCAGGCUUACCCUGAUGUGCGCAUCAUCCUCAUGUCUGCCACCAUUGACACCAGCAUGUUUAGGGAAUACUUUUUUAACUGUCCUGUCAUUGAGGUGCAUGGACGUGCACAUUCUGUGCAAGAGUAUUUCCUAGAAGACUGCAUACAGAUGACUCAGUUCGUACCACCACCAAUGGACCGGAAGAAAAAGGAUAAAGAUGAAGAUGGUGGAGAGGAAGAUGUGAACUGUAAUGUCAUCUGUGGAUCUGAGUAUACUGCUGAAACCAAGCGUGCCAUGUCUCAGUUGAAUGAGAAGGAAACUCCUUUCGAGCUGAUUGAGGCUUUGCUGAAGUACAUUGAAACGCUGGAAGUACCAGGGGCUGUGCUAGUCUUCCUGCCAGGCUGGAACCUCAUCUAUUCCAUGCAGAAAUACCUGGAGAUGAACCCACACUUCGGUGGUCAUCAAUACCGAAUCCUGCCCCUUCACUCUCAGAUCCCCAGGGAAGAACAGAGACGAGUGUUUGAGCCAACUCCUGAGGGUGUGACUAAGGUCAUUUUGUCCACCAAUAUCGCUGAGACCAGCAUUACUAUCAACGAUGUGGUCUUUGUCCUCGACUCCUGCAAGCAGAAAGUGAAGUUGUUCACUUCUCACAACAACAUGACAAACUAUGCCACAGUGUGGGCCUCCAAGACCAACCUUGAGCAGAGGAAGGGACGAGCUGGCAGAGUCAGACCAGGCUUCUGCUUUUACCUGUGUAGCAGAGCUCGCUUUGAAAAGCUGGAGACCCAUAUGACUCCUGAAAUCUUCCGCACGCCACUGCAUGAAGUGGCCCUCAGCAUUAAGCUGCUGAGACUGGGUGCCAUCGGGAAUUUCUUGUCCAAAGCCAUUGAGCCGCCUCCAUUGGAUGCCGUUAUUGAAGCUGAACAUACACUGAGAGAGCUGGAUGCUCUAGACUGUAAUGAUGAGCUGACUCCACUGGGACGCAUUCUGGCCAAACUGCCCAUCGAACCACGUCUGGGAAAGAUGAUGAUCAUAGGAUGCAUCUUUAAUGUUGGAGAUGCCUUGUGCACUAUCUCAGCAGCAGCCUGUUUCCCUGAGCCCUUCAUCAACGAGGGCAAACGCCUCGGCUUUGUUCAUAGGAACUUUGCGGGCUCACGUUUCUCAGAUCACGUUGCCUUACUCUCUGUCUUCCAGGCCUGGGAUGAAGUCCGGAUGGGAGGUGAGGAUGCAGAGAUCCGGUUUUGUGAGCACAAGAGGCUGAACAUGCCCACUUUGAGGAUGACUUGGGAGGCCAAGGUCCAGCUGAAAGAUAUUCUUGUCAAUGCCGGCUUCCCUGAAGAGUGCCUCCUGAAUCAGGUGUUUAACACUGUGGGACCAGACAAUAACUUGGAUGUGGUGAUCUCUCUGCUGACGUUUGGCUCUUAUCCCAAUGUGUGUUACCACAAAGAGAAAAGGAAGGUCCUGACCACAGAGGGGCGAAAUGCUCUCAUUCACAAAUCCUCAGUCAACUGUCCUUUCAGCAACCACGAUAUGGUGUAUCCAUCUCCUUUUUUUGUCUUUGGGGAAAAGAUCCGAACUCGGGCCAUUUCUGCCAAAGGAAUGACUCUUGUCAGUCCUCUUCAGCUUAUUCUGUUCGGCUCAAAGAAGAUCACCUCCAAUGGAGAAGUUGUUGAGCUUGAUGACUGGAUCAAGUUAAAGAUUCCCCAUGAUGUAGCCGGUGGUGUGGCGGCCCUGAGAGCAGUGAUGGAAGCCCUGGUGGUGGAGGUGACCAAAGACCCAGAAUACAUCAGAAAUUUGGAUCCCACCAAUGAGCGUUUGCUGAACGUCAUUCGGCUUGUGUCUAGACCCUCAUCAGCGGGCAUCAACCUUAUGACCUCCAACCCACGCUUUGGAGAUGGUCCUCGUCCACCCAAGAUGGCACGUACUGACUUUGGUGGGGGUGGAGAGUUCAGGGGCCGUGGAGGAGGUGGAUACAGAGGUGGUGGUGGAUCCUGGUCUGGUGGAGGAUACCAGGGUGGUGGAGGCGGCUUCAGAGGGUCUGGAGGGUAUCGUGGAGGUGGGGGUGGAUACAGGGGAUCUAAUGGGGGUGGAGGAUACAGAGGAGGUGGAGGAGGAGGAUAUGGAGGGAGGGGAUUCAGAGGUGGCUGGGGGGGAAACAGGGGUGGUUAUUAAAGCUAAAUAUCUAGGAUAACAAGGAUAUCUUUGGGAAGGUAUAAAAUUAUAUUUUGAGUUUUGUUGUUGCUUUUUGUUAAUAAUCAGUCUUUUGUUGUUGUUGUUUUUUUUUUUGUUGUUGUUUUUUUUUAAAGAAUGAAAAAGUUGAAACCAUGGCUGCCAUACUGUCAUCUUAAAAUAACUAUUUGUGACCAAUGAUGUUUAAUCGUUUUUAAUAGAUGGCAAAUACAUGUUAAGUGAUGUGUUAUAAUAAAAUAAUUUCUUUUGUA